AUGAUGUAUGGGAACGCGUCUCCAGUGCCUAGCGCACCCUGCCCCUUCGAUGCCUCCUCCUCCUCCUCCUCCUGCCCGGGUGUAGAGGGUGUGGUGCAGCCUAUGAAGCCCCACCACCCCCACCCCCACCCCCACGAGCAGCAGCAGCAGCAGCACGAGCAGCAGCAGCAGCAGCAGCAGCAGCAGCAGCCCCGUGUAGUAACACUGGAUCCGAUCCCCACAACCGGGGUACCAUGGAUAAGUGAGCAGGUGGUGGAGGUCCGCAGGCCAACGGUGGAGCAGAGAGAGGUGGUGGUGCCGGUGCCGAAGCCAGUGGUGGAGGAGAGGAUCCGGCACGUGCGUCGCCCGGUGUAUGUGGAGAAGGUGGUGGAGGUGCCGCGUGUGGUGCAGCAGCGUGUGGUGGAGGAGGGGCCCCUGGGGGCCCCCCGUCGUGUACUGCGUACAAGUGUACCCAGAGGGGGCCCCAGCACACCAAGACAACAGGGGCCCCCACCACGCCACCUCUCCUGUCCUCUCUCUAGUGCUGGGGGCCCUGGGGGCCCUCUCUUCGCUGCUUGCUGCGGCGGUGAGCAGAGGGCCUCGGGGGCCCCGGGGGCCCCGGGGCCCCAAGCCACGAGCCGGGGGGCAAGCGAAGCAAAGCAAACGAUAUACACCAGACCCUACAGCAUCCACAGUUCUUACCCUGUCCCUAUCCGAUGGAAUACAGCCCCCAUACAGCAGCAGCAACAGCCGCAGCAGCAGCAGCAGCAGCAGCAGCAGCAGCAACCGUUUGUUAUUGAGGGCGAGGAAGCAGCUGCUGAUGCAGCAGGCUGCUGCUCUAUGCUCAGCCCCCGCAGAAGGCCCCCCAGGGUUCGUGAGUUUGUAUACAACACAGGAGACAGCGCAGAAGGAGACAAAUACCGCUUGCGUGUCUCCACCGUCGCCCCCAAAAGAAGAAGCAGACGCCCCUGCGAUGCAUGCUGCGCUGAAACACCACGGGCCGUCUCGGUUCCAGCCCCAACGGUGCGGGUGAUCCAUCCAUACACCUCAAUCAUAAGCCCGCGGGCGUACAGAACAAUACGCGUACCUGUCUCUAGCUAUCAGCAGGAGCAGCAGCAGCUGCAGCAGGAGCAGCAGAGACUGGAGGAGCAGCAGCGACUGCAGCAGGAGCAGCAGAGAUUGGAGCAGGAGCAGCAGCGACUGCAACAGCAGCACCAGCAGCAGCUACUGCAGCAGCAGCAGCAGCAGCAGCAGCAGCAGCAGCAGCAGCAGCAGCAAGUUGCUGCUUCACCUGAUCCCUGGAUUAGAACUAAGUUAGGGGAUAUGCCCUUCUCUGUAUUUGAGAGACUAAACAACGAGGAUUCAUUGAGCCCGCGUCCUGCUGUUGCUGCUGCUGCUGCUGCUGCUGCUGGUUUUGGUGGUGUAGCAUACACCUUGGAGCAGCAGCAGCAGCAGCAGCAGCAGCAGCAGAUCUACCUGCAGAUACAAAGACAGCAGCAAGAAGCUAUUGCGGAGCAGCAACGACGCAUGCAAGAGGAAGAGGAGAGAAGGAUUGAGCUGCUGCGGCUGCAGGCUGAACAAGAGCAGCAGCGCGUGCUGCACCUGCAGCAGCAGCAGCGGCAGCAGCAAGAAGAGGCUCGUCGUUUGUAUGAGCAGCAGGAGCAGCAGCGGCUGCUGGAGUUGCAACGUCUUGAGGAGCAGCGACGAGAGGCAGAACAAAGAAGACAGCAGGAGCUGCAGCAGCUGCAGCAGCAGCUGCAGCUGCAGCAACAGCAGCACGAAGCAGAGAUGCGAGAAAGACUCGAGGAGGAGAGACGCAGAAGAGAAGAAGAAAAAAGAAAACUAAUACAAGAGCUGCAGGAGAAGAGAGAGCAGGAGGAGCUGCUGCAGCGGCAGCAGCAGCAGAAGCAGCUAGAGGAGUUGAUGCAGAUACAGGAGAGACAAAGAAGAGAACAAGAAGAGAGACAGCAGCGUUUUCUCCGCGAGCAAGAGGAGGCCAUGGCCAACCUAUUGAAGCAGCAGAAGCAGCAGCAGAAGCAGCUACAGGAGGAGUUGAAAUCACACCAUGAAAGGCUGCGGCAGCAGCAGCAGCUGCUGCGCAUGCAGCAGGAAGAAGCCCUCAAACAGCUGCAGCAAGACCACCUGCGGCAGCAGCAGCGGCUUGCUGCUGAGUCCCAGCGCAGAGCGGAGGUCCUCUGCAGCCAGGAGGAGCCGCAGCCCCAGUACCCCUGCACUCUCGCGGCGGAGGCGGAGAAGCCCGCGGAGCCGCUGAUAGAAACGAGGCUCGGCCUGAUGCCUUACUCGGACUUCGUCGCCCUGAACCAGGCAGACGCUCUCAAGACAGGAGCCCAGCCUGCGUGCAUGCAUCCGCUGAUGGAGGCGAGCACAUACUCGGGCACAAGCCCGCGGGGUAGUGUCCCUCUUUGGGAGACGGAGACAGUUGCUGCGGUGUCUCCUUAUUCUCCUGCAGCAGCAUAUGCAGCAGGGUAUUCAUACAGCCCGCUGCAGCAGCUGCAGCAGCUGCAGCAGCUGCAGCAGCUGCAGCCUGUACAGUAUGUAUAUCCUAGUGUCUCCCCAGCAGCAACAUACUGGACCCCACAGGAGACAGUUGUCUCCCCCCCUCCUUCUUCUUCUUGUAUUUUCUCAACAAAUGAAGGAGACAGUGAAAUAAUAAAAACAGAAGCACAAAGAAUAAGUAAAGAUGCACUUGCUGUAGGGACACAUGUAUAUGGAGGAGUAAAGAACGCAGUAAACUCGGAGACAACACAACAGCUGCUGCGCUCUGUUGGGGACAUCGUUGCGGGGGCUUAUGAUAGGCUGCGGGGUGUACGCGCAGCUGUACGUACACCUGAGCGCCAGCAGGAGAUAAAGGUAAAAGAGAAAGCCAGAAGAGAAAAGGAGACACCGCAGCGAAGGAGACAGAUAGAGAGAGAAGAGGGGGGGAGGGGACAGGGAGAGACAGAGACAGAAAGGAGACAGGGUAUGCACAGAGACGGAGACAGAGACAGAGACGGAGACAGAGACAAACAGAGACACGCAAAACAGAGACAGACAGACGCAUGA
Eimeria mitis is the source of this 3042-nucleotide messenger RNA. RefSeq lists its product as uncharacterized. The transcript is spliced from 6 exons. The record is from RefSeq and is a predicted model, not a curated record. Bases 1 to 3042 code for a protein of 1013 amino acids. NCBI's taxonomy places the organism in Eukaryota, Apicomplexa, Conoidasida, Eucoccidiorida, Eimeriidae.